Molecule: messenger RNA, 539 nt
Organism: Hymenoscyphus albidus
Lineage: Eukaryota; Fungi; Ascomycota; Leotiomycetes; Helotiales; Helotiaceae
Source: the annotation of a GenBank genome assembly
AUGGUGAUGCAGUACCACAGCUCCAAGUUGAAGUACAAUCAGCUUCUCGAGAUCUAUGGCGAAAAAGAGCGAAUUGACGAAGUUCUUCUGAAGGACACUGCAAGGUGUCCUUCGUCGAGAACCUCAACAUCCACAAGUGAAAGCAGAACUGGCGGUUGUCGAGAUGAAACCUGGGAUCCUUCGGCGAGCAAUCGACAUCGAAGAGUUGAUUCUGCAGACUACCCACACUUCAACAUCAACAAGUGGAAGCAGGCACGGUCAAAAUGGCAAUCUCAAUUGAUCCUUCCGACGAGGCCGCCAGCCAUUCCAAAGUGGCACAACCAACGGGCCAAACGAGGUAAACUAAGCAGAGGUCGCUACAAUCGCACCAAUUAGCCGGAAAUUGCGGUAUUGAAGAAAAAGGUGGACAGCAACCAGGAGAUGCUGGAAAUCCUGGAAAAGGAAGCAGAUGUGCAUGUAUUCAAGUUUUCAAGUUUUCGGAUAUUCCUCCGCGUCGUUGUAUCAGCCUUCUCAAUUGGCAGUUGGAUGCGGGUGCCUAG